This is a messenger RNA of Phialemonium atrogriseum, 7855 nucleotides long. Its product is annotated as myosin-11. Bases 326 to 7561 code for a protein of 2411 amino acids. Gene Ontology annotation, cellular component: myosin complex. The record is from RefSeq and is a predicted model, not a curated record. Gene Ontology annotation, molecular function: ATP binding; actin filament binding; cytoskeletal motor activity. NCBI's taxonomy places the organism in Eukaryota, Fungi, Ascomycota, Sordariomycetes, Cephalothecales, Cephalothecaceae. The transcript is spliced from 3 exons.
CCCAGACAUACUCGAAGCGGGAGCCCGAAACACCUUCAAGGGGACUAACUCCCAAACCAACGAACCGAGUUUGGCUCUAUUUCAUUUAGAAGUGCAUUCUGCCCAUCUGGUGUCUUACUUUCCUUGGGUUUCCCGGUUUUGACUGUGAGUGCCAUCAUUGAUUGCACUUGUUGUCAGCGGGCGAGACCGCGUCUUACACCUUCGCAUUCGUUGGUUCAAUGUUUACACGACUGGCCUGCGACGACCACACAGCCAGGAGAUAACACAUCCUCCCCCGACCCUCCUAUGAUCUUUCUCCACCCCAACCUCUCCAUCGAGUACGCACAUGAUGUCGUCUGUCCGCAAUAACCCCUUCUCGAGAAAUGCCUCGGCCUCGCCGGCUCCGAGCAGCGCGGGCAGGCCCAAGUCAGCCAUAUUUGGAUCAACAUCAUCCCCUCUAUUAACAGCUUCCACGCCAUCACCACAUACUAGGAACCAGUCCCAUGCUUCAUCAGCGACCGCACUCGCUCAACCAAGUUCGGCAGCAUCGCGGCAUGUCAGGGGCUACUCGAGAGAGAGCACCCCCACUUCGAAUACCUUUGCGCCGUCCUUCAUAAAAACGGAAGAAAUGCGGAAACCUACAGAUAUUGUCAGAGGUAUCGAGGGCGAGAACGAUUUCUCCGGCAAGAGAUACGUGUGGCUUAAGGAUCCACAGGUGGCAUUUGUGAAGGGUUGGGUCGUUGAAGAGCUGGGAGGAAACAGGAUACUGGUUCAAUGUGACGAUGGAACUCAACGUGAGGUCGACGCCGAGAGCGUUGACAAGGUCAAUCCAGCCAAGUUCGACAAGGCGCACGAUAUGGCGGAACUCACGCACCUCAACGAAGCGUCCGUGGUUCACAAUCUGCAGAUGAGAUACCAGUCAGACCUCAUCUACACCUAUUCGGGCCUGUUCUUGGUGACAGUAAAUCCUUACUGCCCUCUGCCCAUCUACACCAACGAGUAUGUCAACAUGUACAAGAGCCGAAGCCGAGAGGACACAAAACCCCACAUCUAUGCCAUGGCCGACGAGGCAUUUCGAAAUCUCGUCGACGAGGGCCGGAACCAGAGUAUCCUCGUCACUGGCGAGUCUGGCGCAGGGAAGACGGAGAACACCAAAAAGGUCAUUCAGUAUCUCGCGGCAGUUGCACGCUCCGAGUCGUCAGCGGCGAAGAAUAGGGGCCAGCAACAGCCCAACCUGUCGGCCCAGAUCCUCCGAGCAAACCCAAUUCUCGAGGCUUUUGGAAAUGCCCAAACAGUGCGGAAUAACAAUUCCUCGCGGUUCGGCAAAUUCAUCCGCAUAGAAUUCACGCGCAACGGCUCCAUCGCCGGGGCUUUCAUCGACUGGUAUCUUCUCGAGAAGUCGCGGGUUGUGCGGAUUAACUCGCACGAGCGGAACUAUCAUAUCUUCUACCAGCUCCUAAAGGGAGCGGAUAGGAAGCUGAAGCAAGAGUUCCUCCUAGAGGGCCUCGACGUGGAGGACUUUGCCUAUACACGCGACGGACACGAUACCAUUACCGGAGUCUCGGACCACGAGGAAUGGGAAUCGCUGACGGAAGCGUUUGGCGUCAUGGGCUUCUCGGACAAAGAGCAAGCCUCGAUCCUCCGCACCAUUGCCGCGGUGCUACACCUGGGCAACAUCACAGUAGUGAAGGAGAGCCGAUCGGCGGACCAGGCGCGACUCGCGCCGGAUGCCAAGGAGGUGGCCGCCAAAGUCUGUAAGCUGCUCGGAGUACCGCUGGAGCCCUUCCUGCGAGGCCUGCUCCACCCCAAGGUGAAGGCAGGGCGGGAAUGGGUGGAAAAGGUGCAAACCCCCGAACAAGUCCGCCUGGGCAUCAACGCUCUGGCAAAGGGCAUCUACGAGAGGGGGUUCGGCGACCUUGUGUCCCGAAUCAACCGGCAACUUGAUCGCAACGGCAUGGGCAUGGAUGAUUCUCACUUCAUUGGUGUCCUUGAUAUCGCUGGUUUCGAGAUAUUCGAGCAAAACAGCUUUGAGCAGCUGUGCAUCAACUACACCAACGAGAAGCUGCAGCAGUUCUUCAACCAUCACAUGUUCGUCCUGGAGCAAGAAGAAUACGCGAGGGAACAGAUCGAGUGGAAGUUCAUCGACUUUGGGCGGGACCUUCAGCCGACUAUCGACUUGAUCGAGCUGCCCAACCCCAUCGGCAUCUUCUCGUGCCUCGACGAAGACUGCGUCAUGCCAAAGGCGACCGACAAGAGCUUUACCGAGAAGCUAAACUCGCUAUGGGACAAGAAAUCUCCAAAGUACCGACCAUCUCGCCGCGGCAAUGGAUUCGUUCUCACGCACUACGCCGCUGCAGUCGAGUAUUCCACCGAAGGCUGGCUUGAGAAGAACAAGGACCCCCUGAACGACAACAUCACGCGCCUGCUCGCCGCCUCGACGGACAAGCAUAUGGCGACGCUGUUUGCUGACUGCGCUGAGCAGGACGACGAGGUGUCUGCUGUCCGCAGCAGGGUGAAGAAGGGUCUCUUCCGCACCGUUGCCCAGAGACACAAGGAGCAACUGUCGAGUCUCAUGGCCCAGCUCCACUCAACCCACCCUCACUUCGUGCGUUGUAUUAUUCCCAACCAUAAGAAGAGGCCGAAGCAAUUCAAUAAUCUCCUGGUUCUGGAUCAGCUGCGCUGCAACGGCGUUCUCGAAGGCAUCCGCAUCGCCCGGACCGGUUUCCCCAACCGCCUUCCGUUUGCCGAGUUCCGCCAACGGUACGAGGUUCUCUGCCAACACAUGCCCAAGGGAUACCUAGAGGGGCAGGCUGCGGCGAUACUCAUGCUCGAGAAGCUCGGCCUUGACAAGGCCCUCUACCGAGUCGGGCUGACCAAGGUCUUCUUCCGCGCCGGAGUCCUAGCCGAGCUGGAGGAGCAGCGCGACGCGCUGAUUACCGAGAUAAUGUCCCGGUUCCAGUCCAUGGCCAGGGGCUUCACCCAGCGCAGGAUAGCCUUCAAACGACUCUACCGGGCGGAGGCCACGCGGGUGAUCCAGCGCAACUUCCAUGUGUACUUGGACCUCUGCGAGAAUCCGUGGUGGCAACUCGUCAUCAAGAUGAAGCCUCUCCUGGGUGCCACGCGGACGGCGACCGAAGUCAAGCGGAGAGAUGAGAUGAUCCGGCAGUUGCAUGACAAGAUGCGGCAAGAAGCCACGGACCGCCAAAGGCUUGAGGACGAGCGGCGGAACUGCCACACCGAAAUGAUGAGGAUUCAGCAGACUCUGGAAAGCGAGCGCGCUCUGGCCCUGGACAAGGAAGAGAUCUUCAAGCGUCUCCAGAUGCGGGAAGCCGAGCUCGAGGACAAACUGGCCGGAGCUAUCGACGACCAGGAGAGGUUGGAAGACCAGUUUGACGGUGUCCUUGAAGCCAAGAGGCGCGCCGAAGAAGACGUCGAGAAGUAUCGGGCCCAGCUGGAGCAGGCCGUUGCCUUGAUCUCUAGGCUCGAGGAGGAGAAAUCCGAGCUUGCAGGCCGGGUCGCCGACCUCGAGAGGGCCAUCGACGACAUCUCCCAGACCCAGCAGGAGCGGACCGAGCAGGAAACGGCCCUGGAAAGCGAGGUCAAGAUGCUCCAAAGCCAACUGUCGCUCAAGGAUCGCAAAGUUCGCGACCUAGAGGGCAAGCUGCUGAAGGUCGACCAAGAUCUCGAGGUCAAGCUGAUGACGACCCAGAAGGAGCUCCAGGCAUCCAAGGCAAAGAACCAACAGUUGGGCAUGGAGAACCGCGAGGUCCAGCAGCAACUCUCCAAGCUGUCUCAGACUUCGACCGACUACGAGGACCUGGUACGGCAGAAGGAGUCGGAGUUGGCCCUUCUGCGCAACGACAAUAAGAAGUACGAGAUGGAGCGGCGGAAUGUCGAGGAUCAAAAGAAGGCUCUCAGCGCCGACAAGGAAAAGGCGGCAGAAAGGCUGCGCGACGUUCAGGCUGAGCUUGUCGCCAUGAGAUCCCGGCAGUCACAGCUCCUGCGAGAGGCGGAAGACGCCCAGACUCUGCUCCAAGCCAGGCUCUCCGAGGACGCCCAGGCAGACCAGACCCGGCAGCUGCUGGAAUCGCAAAUCAAAGACCUAAAGGAUGACCUUUACAAGACUCAGAUGGAUCUUAGUAGAGAGCGGCAGUCGCGUGACGAUGUCCUUCUGCUCGGAGAGCACAAAUAUGAGACCUUGCAGGAAGAAUAUGAUCGCCUGAACGAGGCCAAGAUUAUCAUUGAAAAGGAGCUCUACGCGCAGCAGGACACCCUCCGACGGACCAUGGAAGCCCGCACCGUUGCCGAGAAGGAGCGCGAUGAGGCCCGUCAAGAAAUCCGAGGCCUACGGGUAGCAAAAUCUGAGGCAGAGGAAGCGCGGCGAGAGGCCGAGAUCGCCGGUGAGCGGGCAGCGUCCAAAGUUGCCCUGGACCGGGAAAACAGCCUCAGGAAGGAUCUCGACGCGGCGCAGGAGCGGCUGAAAUGGUUCGAGGCCGAGUGCACCAAGCUCAACCACCAGGUGGAGGACCUCAACAAGCUUAUCGUCUCUUCCGGCGACUUUGGACUCAAAAACGACCAGGCAAAGGAGCGCCUGGAGCGAGAACUCCAUACCGUGAAGAGUCGGCUCACGGCGUCGGAGAAUGACAACCGCGCCCUUCUCAACAAGCUGCAGCAGAAGGGGCUGGAGAUCGCAAGGUCAACCUCGCGGGCAAGCGAGGCGUCCCGUGGUCAGCUCCAGGUCCUUCAAAGAGACAGGGUGAGGCUUGACGAACAGAACAACAAACUCAAUAAGCAGCUGGGUGAGGCCCAGUUGACGAUUGCCGCCCUCGAAAAGAAGGCGGAGAAGCUGCAGCUGAGCCUCGAAGACCUCAACCACGAGGUUGCCCGCGAGGCCAAGACCAGCCGCAACGCGGAGAAGGCUUCGUCAAACUCACACGCCCAGCUUGCUGAGGCCAACAGGACGAUUGAAUCGGAACGGCAACUGCGUACUCAGGCCCAGGGCACUGUCCGGACUCUGCAGGCAACGUUGGAUUCCCGCGACCAGGAGCUGAUGGAGUUGCGGACACAACUGCUGAGGGCGCUGAAGACGGUCGAUCCCGAAUGCGUCCCCCCUAUCCAGGUAGAUGGCGGCAACGAUAAGAUCGAUAGCAAGACCUUCGACUUGGUCCGGAAGAUCGAAGAGGUGCAACAGAAUCUCCGUGUCCAGACAGCGGGGAGGGCCAAUGCCGAGGCGCAGCUUGCGGAGCUGAGAGCGUCUAGGAAUGACUCCCCAAGUCGCCCGAAACUCGAAGAGAUCAGCCUCAACGAAGCCCCCUUCAACGGGUCGCCAACCCGUAAGCGGACGACCAAGCUGAACGGCCGCAACUACUCGAACGCGUCGACUCCCACUCGCCGGUUCGGCAACAACGAACACGACCAGCCCCAGGACUCUAUCCGGUCGGACCGGACUGCAGACAUCCUCAGCUUCAAUAACCGCAUGGAUCUCAAGACGGAGCUCGAGGAGCUCCAGAACCAGCUGCAACUUGCCGAGAUGCAGAACCGCCAUCUCCAGAGCCAACUCGAGCGCUCGACGCCCGGACCGGACACGUAUCCGGACGAUAGCCCAUCGCUUCGCCGGGUCCAGAAGCUGGAAAAGGCUAACAGCCGGCUGCAUGACAUGCUCGACGACUCCGCUAAGAAAGUGUCCGCCUUGGACAGGGCGCUUCGGACGGGCGAGCUGUCGCUACGUGACAUUCAAACCAAGUCGCACGAGGAGAUACUCGAUCUCCUCAACAGCCAAGAAGAUUCCCGCCGGUCGCUCCUCCACAGCCACAAGGAUGCCGUUUCGGAAUUGACCGAAAUCAAGGAGCACUACGAUAAGCUGAGGCACGAUCGGGCAAAUCUGGAGGUGGACCUCCGUGAUGCCAGGUCUGAUCUCCAGGAGAUGACGGUCUCGCGAGAGCAGGAAGCCGCAAGCCGCAGCCAACUACUGCAGGAGUUCACCGACCUCCAGAUCCGCCUAGACGCGGAGACGUCCAAGUUGGUCGACGUCACGGCAAGCCUCAGCCUCUACAAGAGCAGGGCGGACGAAUACUUCAACAAGCUGGAACAGGCCGAGAUUGCCGUGCUCAAGGCCAACCGUGCCGAGCAGUUUGCCAAGACCCAGGCCAGGGAGGCCGAAGACACAUGCGCGGAGAUCAUGUCGGAGCGCAAGCGCCUCGACUCGACGAUCGAGGAUCUCCAGCGCCAGAACCAGAGGCUGGAGGAGAAGGUCGAGGACAUGUCGACGGACCUCGAGGCGGCCACGCAGGCCAAGAAGAGGCUGCACCACGAGCUGGAGGAUUACCGGAAUCAACGGGCCAUGGACAUUGAAGACAAGGAGUCCAGCAUGGAGCAGACGCGCAAGAAGUACCAGGCCGAGUUCGCGACGCUCGCCAAGGAGCUGGAUCUCGCGCGCGAGGAGAAGCUGUUCAAGCAGGCCGAGAUCACGCGGCUGCGCGACGAGCUCGACGAGCUGCGGUCCAAGUGGGACGACGAGGUGCUCAACAGCUCGACGUGGUCCAAGGAGAAGUCGCGGCUCGAGGCGACGCUCUCGGACGUGGUGUCGUCGCGGGACGAGGCGGUGAACGCGCACAACGAGGCGCAGGGCAAGAUCGUCAACCUCCUGUCGCAGGUGCGCGGGCUCCGGGCGGCGGUGGACGAGGCCAGCUCGGAGCGCGACUCGCUCGUGCGCGAGAAGCGCAGCGUCGAGGCGCGCCUGGAGGAGGCCAAGGCCGGGCUCGAGGAGCUGGCGGCGCGCGGGGCCAGCCCGUCGCUGCGCAGCGCGGCCAGCACGGACCGGGAGCUGCUGGAGCUCAAGAGCGGGCUGGCGCAGCACCAGGACAUCGCGGCGGCGGCGGUCGAGAAGAUGAGGCGCGCCGAGGCGCUGGCCGGCGAGAUGCAGAGGGACAUGACGGCGGAGAGGGAGGCGAGCGCGGAGCUGCAGAGGCAGAAGGCGGCGCUGGAGAAGGCGCUCAAUGAGGCGCAGCUGAGGCUCAUUGACCUUGAGACGAAGGGGUACUCGAGUGCCAGCCAGGAUAUCAAGUUCCUGCACAAGCGGAUUCAAGAGCUCGAAUCCCAGCUCGAGACCCAAGAGACGGAGCGCAGCAAGUCGCAGCGGUCGGUGCGCAACGUGGACCGGGUGGUCAAGGACCUCCAGGGCCAGAUCGAGCGGCGCGACAAGCAGAACGCGCAGCUGCAGGACGACGUGGGGCGGAUGCGCGACAAGGUGGACAAGCUCCUCGGGGCGAUCGAGGAGCUGCAGGCAUCCGAGUCGUCGAACCAGCUCUCGGCGCGGCGGGCGGAGAGGGAGCUCAGGGAGGAGAGGGAGAAGGCGCUCAAGCUGGAGAGGGAGCUCGAGGGGUGGAAGUCGCUGCGGAUGGAGAAGAAGGGGCUCGCGGCCGGAGGCGGGGGAAGCGUCGCCGGGAGCGUGGCCGGGAGCGUCGUUGGCGCCGGUAGUGUGCGGCGCCCGUGGAGGCUGACGGGCGAGGACGGGGCUGUGGAGGUGCCGAGGCGGAAGAGCAGUAUUGGGAGGGCGCCGAGCCUGACGAAGGGGUUCUUGUGAGGGAGCGGAGGGGAGCGGCAGCUGUGGAAAAGGGGAAGUGCGGGCGUGUGUGUGGACGUGGAUGUCUGUCUAUCCAGAUGUCAAGUUAAUAUGCGGCAGUUGCAUGGGCUUGGUCGGUCAGGGGCAAGGGGUUUUCUCUCUGUCUCUGUCUUUUUGUUUUUGCUCUCUUUUGGAUCGGCAUCGAUAGGGGCGUAUUGUUCGUUACACGAUUUCUAGCUCUGUUUGGUAGUCACGAUAUCGGAGACGGCUAUGGCAUGUUAGUGACGAAGGGAAUGAUCAGAUCAUUGAGUCAGA